This is a messenger RNA of Caenorhabditis remanei, 642 nucleotides long. RefSeq lists its product as uncharacterized. The record is from RefSeq and is a predicted model, not a curated record. Gene Ontology annotation, molecular function: phosphatidic acid transfer activity. NCBI's taxonomy places the organism in Eukaryota, Metazoa, Nematoda, Chromadorea, Rhabditida, Rhabditidae. Bases 1 to 642 code for a protein of 213 amino acids. Gene Ontology annotation, biological process: phospholipid transport. Gene Ontology annotation, cellular component: mitochondrial intermembrane space. The transcript has 4 exons.
AUGAAGCUUUGGGAUUCUCCACGAUCUUCGUUCCCAUAUUCAUUUGAUGAAGUGGUCAGUGCUUUUUGGGACAGAUAUCCUAACUCACAUGCUAAGCACAUCCUCUCGGAGGAUGUACUCGAGCGUCAAAUUACGGAUAACACCAUUGUUACCAAGAAGCUGAUUAUCAAACAAGGUAGCUCAAUUCUAAAGCGAGUUCCCCGUUGGAUAUCACGAAUGACCGAUAUUCGAGUUGUUCCAGUUAUCGAGGAGAGUGUAUAUGAUAGAGUUUCAAAGAAGCUUGUCACGUACACGAGAAAUGUUUCACAUCUUUCAUUAUUCGAACUUCACGAAAGAUGCGUUUACAAACCAUCAGAGGAGCAACAGCUCAAUCAUCCCGCACUUUUGACCGACGUACUCCGAAGUGUCACAGUUUCUAUUGAUUGUGGAAGGAUGAGUUCAGUUUACGAGCAAGUUCUUCUGAUGGGUUUCAAGAAGUCUAUCAAUAACACAACCAAAGGGAUGUUUGAAAAGUUAGAAGAAAAGUUCGGAGUGAGGCAUCUGGCAACUGAAAAGAUGAAACUGAUCAAAGAGAAGAUAAUUAAAUCCUCUUCAAAUCUGGUCACGCAUGUGAAGUGCGACGAAGAAAACGAAACAGUUUGA